AUAAAUAUAGAUCCAACCUAGAAAUUGCAAAGUCUAGUUGGUUUCCAUAUUCUCUAAAUAAAAUUCAAAGAUUUCAAAUUCCCAUCACUGCACUACAUCCUCUUAAUUUUUUCAUUCGCCACCACUUCAACUUCCCAUCAUCCUCAUCAAUCCUCAAAUAGUAGCCAUGACAGACGAGGUUGUUCUGCUAGAUUUUUGGCCUAGCCCGUUUGGAAUAAGGGUCAGAAUAGCCCUUGCUGAAAAGGGUAUCAAGUAUACAUACAUAGAGGAAGAUUUGAUGUCUUUGAAAAAAAGCCCUUUACUGCUAGAAAUGAACCCGGUUCAGAAGAAAAUCCCGGUUCUCAUUCACAAUGGUAAAUCUAUUUGUGAAUCUCUCAUUGCAGUUCAGUAUAUUGAUGAAGUUUGGAAUGAUGGGUCUCCUUUGUUGCCUUCUGAUCCUUACCAGAGAUCACAAGCUAGAUUCUGGGCUGACUAUGUUGACAAUAAGAUAUAUUCAAUUGGAAGAAACAUUUACACCAAAAAAGGAGAAGAACAAGAAGUUGCAAAGAAGGAAUUCAUAGAUACUCUCAAAUUGCUAGAGGAACAGCUUGGAGAGAAGUCUUAUUUUGGAGGAGACAAGUUUGGUUUUGUGGAUAUUUCACUCAUCCCAUUCUACAGCAGACUAAAAGUCUUUGAGACCUUUGGUAACCUCAACAUAGAGAAUGAGUGUCCUAAGUUCAUUGCUUGGGCUAAGAGAUGCAUGAAAAUUGAGAGUGUUUCCAAGUCUCUUCCUGACCAGGAUAAGAUCUAUGAGUUCAUUGUUGACAUGAGAAAAUUGUUAGGCAUUGAGUAGGUUGUAGAAGACUUGGAGAUGUAUGGUUACAUAUGAAUUAAGUUCUUGUCUUUUGUAAACUUUCUUCACCUUUCUUGUGAAAUAGUUAUGUAAUAAAAGGAAAAUAGCUAUGUAAGUUCAAAUUCUAUGAUUUCUUCUACCUAUGCAAUGCAAGAAUAAAUUCAAUUCAAUUAUUAUUGUCGUUUCAGAAAACAAAUGUUA
This is a messenger RNA of Vicia villosa (hairy vetch), 1033 nucleotides long. RefSeq names its product probable glutathione S-transferase. Bases 167 to 832 code for a protein of 221 amino acids. Gene Ontology annotation, molecular function: glutathione transferase activity. The transcript has 2 exons. Gene Ontology annotation, cellular component: cytoplasm. The record is from RefSeq and is a predicted model, not a curated record. Lineage: Eukaryota; Viridiplantae; Streptophyta; Magnoliopsida; Fabales; Fabaceae. Gene Ontology annotation, biological process: glutathione metabolic process.